Molecule: messenger RNA, 2067 nt
Organism: Aphis gossypii (cotton aphid)
Lineage: Eukaryota; Metazoa; Arthropoda; Insecta; Hemiptera; Aphididae
Exons: 9
Coding region: 588-1892 (434 amino acids)
Source: RefSeq, a predicted model, not a curated record
CCGUGCAAGGGAAUGUUACGAACAUUCCACUGAUAUACAAUUUAAGGUUUAUUAGAAACAUUACAAUAGAAUAUUACUUGGCUGUUACAAGAAUAGUUCAUAAACACAUUAUAAUUUAAGAUCGAAAAAGGACGUUCCAGUUAUAUACAUUAUAUGUUUAAAGAAUUACAUAACUUUGUAAUGUUAACUAAAUAUUACGUAGAUGUUUGUAAAAUACAUCUUAUCUCAAUAUAUUUUUAGACGGCCGUUAUUAUAUAUAUAGACACCGGUUUGUUAUAUUGUUAUCCAUUUUAUACCACGAAAAUUCGCGCACAACCAUGGCGGCGCGGCCAGUAAUCGUUGUACAAUAUUGUCAUAUUUUACCAGUUAUCGUUGUCUUGUGAGGUUAUAAAAUUAAGUUAUUAUUUUCAUGUCGUGUCAAUGCAACUGUUGUAGUGUUGUCUACUUUCCGCGUGUUUAAUACGAUUUACGUUUGCGAAUUACGGUUUAAUCUUGUGUACCUUCUUAUUGUGUUUAUUGGGUAAUAAUUGCAAUUUACGCUCACCUCGUGUAUAGCUAUUAGUAUAAUAGAAACUGUGUAGCGCAUCAUGGCGAACUUCAUUAAAAAGGGUCGUAAUAGUAUGAAAUGGGUCGUUGUAAAGUUUAUUGACGGUAAAGACUAUAGUGUGAUUCCAAUAAAUUGGCUGGUCGAAACAGAUUCAGAGAAUUUGUCCAUGUGUUCUGUUAAAUAUUGUAAAUGGCCACCAAAAAGAGUGACUAGUGAUGAUUUAAAGUUAGCUGAAGACCCAGAUGAUUCAUGGACACUGUACAAAAUAAAAGUACUUGAUGGUAACAAAACUUAUGGAAAAUUUGCUAAGGCUUGGCACAAGCAUGUACUAGAAUCAACAGAUGAUGAGGAAAUUUCUAAUAAAAAACGAAAACGUCGUAGUUCUUUAAGUAGUGAUGAUUCAUGCAUUGAAGAUAAGGGUUAUAAUAUUGCACCUGCUGUAGCUAGCAGUAUGAUAAGUUCUGAACCAAUUAGAGAAUUACAAGAAAUAUCGUACAUAAAUCUGCAACCGCCUAAUGCUUCAACAUCUACAAAAUAUGCUAACGAAAAUUUAAAUAUUGACAAAAUGAAAGAUACUUUAAUUCAAACAUCAAAAAUUCUAACUUCGUCUAUUUCAGACUUACAAGUGCCUUUCAUUGAAGAUCAUAACCAAUGUUUCUCUAAUUCACCAACGUUCAUUUCUGCUAGUGAUAACAAUUAUUCACCGUUGCAAAAUUUAAAUUUUCAACAAAAUCAAAGUUUAUUGAGUUCAAAAACUGAUAGUUAUUUAAACCAGUUGUCUUUGCCAAGCUCAUUUGAUGAAGAAGGUCUUCAUUGUAUUUUAAAGAACAUUCAAACUGAAAUGAUAACCGCUCGUUUAACUAAUGAACGUAUAUUAAGCAAAAUAAGUAGUUUAAAAAAUGAUGUAGCAAAAUUGGCCCGCCAUGUGUUACCUAUAGGAUUAGCUUUUUCAAAUGAUGUGGAAGAUAGACAAUUUUUAGACCAACUUCCAUUUUCUAACUGGGAAAAUGUUUUGGUUUGUGAAAGAGUACUUCAAACAAAUAAUGAUGUAAAAGAGAAAUUUAAACAUAUGCUAAGUGUAGUUGGUGGUGUAGAUGCAAAAACCAAUAUUAGACGCAUCUUGAACAAAUUAUUUACAAAUAAAUUUGCUAUCGAAUGUUCAUGGACAGGUAGAGCCUUUGAAAAAGAUAUUAAAAAGUAUAAAGUUCAAGAUUUACAAAUUAUUGUAGUAAUGAGAAGUGUUAUCAAAAAUCAGUAUCCUCAAAAUUCAGAUGCACAAUUUGAGUUAGACGUCCAAAGUUGGUUCAGAACUUCAAAGACAAGAUAUGAUAGAGAAAAUAAAUAAAGAAUAUCAAAGAUACUCAUAAAUUAAAAAAGUUAUAGUUGUAUAUAGUCAUAAGUGGAACUGCAAUUUUUUUUUUUUAUAUUUUUCGAUAAAUUACAUAAAUCUUAAAUUUAAUAGGUACAAUUGUAAAGUAUUAUUUGGUAUUUUUUGAUUACAUAAAAAUGUUAUUAAUGCA